AGGUCAGUGGAGGUUGAUUUCGCACACACUGACAGUUGCAUUGCUCUGUUAUAAGAGGAAAUUGAGAGGUUGGUGCAUGGGGUUAGAUCAAGGAGGAUACAGAUAGGCCUAUACAUACAGCUGAGAUGGUUUAUAGAAUCUGUGACUUGAACGAAUUAUUCAGAGACAAAAUGUGAUGCAAGUUGUAAAGAGCAUCCUUUGGAAAACAUUGACUACAAGUAUCCCUCUCUCAACAUGGACGAUACAAGCAGUUCUCAACCAAGUCUAACUGAUCAGGAGUCUGAAGAAGAAGGAAAUGCCGAAGAGUAUGAUUUUGAAAACUUCAGCAAUGAGGAACAAAUGGACUACCUGGCUCGUCAUUUUCCGUACAUAGCGGCACAAGUGAUGCAAAAUGAUCCUGAGGCUUCUGAAGGUUGUAAAGCUACAGGUCAAUCAGCCAAUGGAGAUGCCCUGCUCUUUACAUCACCUACAAGCAGUACUGAAGCACUGAAUGAACAAAAACAAAAUGACACAUAUUUACUUGGGUUGCCAUCCGUUGAUCUCGGUGGAUGCUUGAACGAAACAACAUCAACCAAGAUAAAUGACUAUGAAUUAGAAGAUGAUACUGUAAUUAGCAAUGAGUUUGUUAGUGAAAAUGAGGCUAUACUGGAUUCAUUACUCCCAACGAAAAGAGCAGAAUGUGUAAUUGAAGAUGAUGUUUACAAUUUUGACAUCAAUUCGGAAGAACUACAGAAGUUUAUUGAGGAAUUUGAGGCAAUUUCUAAAUAUGAUGAACAUCUUUCGAAGCACAAACGGAAACGUCAUUCUAAAAACCGAAAUAAUCCAAAUGAAAAGGGGAAACAUAGCGAAGAUGGCGAUAGUCAUAAAAGUAAUAAAGUAAAGUUUAGUAAGACAAAACAAUUAAAGAUAUUGCUUACUAAUUUGUUAAAGAGCUCAAGGAUUUAUCAAACCACUGUGGACUCUGAAAGGAAACCUGAAUCGAUCCCACCUAAAGGUGAUGAGAGUCAUCCAUUGCUAAAAACGGAAAGCAAACUUCAAAAAGAACUUAAACCAACCACAGCACAAACAACUCACAGGACAAAUAAUGUCAAUUUAAAAGCAGAAAAACAAUUAGGUUCAGUGAUAAAUAUAGAAAGUGCGGAUGUUUCCAGAGCCAAGGUAAAUCAUAAGCAAACAGUGUCCCUUCAUCAAAAUCAUGUGAAGCACAAUGAUGAAAGAUCACUUAUGAAGGCAGCAAUGCACGGUGACUUGAACAAGAUGAAGUACUAUCUGGACUCGGAUGAAAGUCGGUGCAAUGUAUCAGACUUAAAGGGCAACACUUUACUACAUUUAGCAGCAAAGUUUGGCCAGUUGGAGUGUCUUCAGUACUUGCUAGGAAGAGUCUCCCCAGAUCUGUUACAGAGGGAGAAUAAUGACUGUCACACACCCACUGCUGUUGCAGUCAAGCAUGGUCAACAGAUUUGUAUGGAAUGGUUAGUGAGUGAAACAAGUGCAGUGGCAGAAUUAGAAGUGCAAGAUAACAGAUGGACGAUGUUGCACAUUGCUGCCAGAUAUGGUCAGGAAGCUUGUUUGAGGUGGUUGCUGGCCUAUAUGCAGAAUGAGGAUAUACCGAUAGAUGUGUUGGACAACAAAGGCAACACACCGGCACACCUUGCCGCCAAGUAUGGACAUCUCUACUGCAUCCAGACCCUAGUUGAGUUCAAUCAAGAUAUAACUUUACUGAACAAGAAACAACAAACGCCAUGUUCCUUAGCUCUCAAGCACGGAUACUCAACAUGUGCCCAGUUUUUGGUCGUCGUUGAAGCCUGUUCCAUGUUGUCUGAUCAAGUGAUUCGCCUUCAGAGAGAACUGCGAGAGACUGAACAAGAGAACACUGUGCUCAAGUCAAGGCUAGAAGAUGCUGUGGCAUGCACUGAUGGUUUGAUCCAGAUGCAGAAGACGGAUCUAAUGAAGAAGGUUGAGGAGGUACGAGCAGAGUACCAGAGCCUCACCAGUAUGCUUAUCAAAAAGCUAGACAUGAUGCAUUUGCAGAGUAAAGACAAACCAUCCAUCAACUGCAGUGCCCAAGCAAAAGAGAAAGCAGAUAAACUGAGCGAUGCAUGUGAUUGCUUAUUGAGUGAGGGCAGUAGUCGUCAUAGUCCAGAAGGGAGUGAGUUGCAAAAGAUUGAGAGCACUAUACAACGGAUUCAACAACCGUAUCAGAGACCGAUUGUGUCUUUCGAACAACUACAACCAAUGAACUUGUUAAGAAAUAAGUUGAAAGAAGUAAGCCUGCAAAUAUUGAAGGUCCAGUCUGCUAAGACUGAUGAAGACAAAAAGGCGUGGGGUAUGAUACAGAGACAUGACACCGACUCUCUGAGUAAUAGCCAAACCUCUACACUAAGCUCACCUUUGAUUAAUCCUACACUCAAUCAAGAAUGUUGCGAUUUAGGUCAACGACGUGCCAACUCAGAUUCAGGUGUACCAUGUCACUUGACCUGGAAAUACCAAUCACAAAAUAUUAAGGAACAUGGGUUCGCAGCUGAUAAAUUUUAUUCAGGAUCAUCACAAAAGAUAGAAUCUAAAACCGCAUCUAUAGUGAAGCCUGUUCAUUCUCCGCAGUCAAGUGGAAGUUCAAAUAGUUCACUUGGAGUCGGACCAAAAGUUACGAAGUCUGAAAUGAGAGGUGAAAGGUUACGUACAUAUUUUGCCACAAAGUCAAAGAAUGGAGAUUGCAAACAAUUUAAUGGUGAAACAAUUCCACUUGACUCUGAUCAUGAUUCAAUUUCUCACGAAUUAGCUAGCAAAUUAAAUUACAAUAUAAAUAAAUGUACUCAUAACGUUAAUGUUAAUCAUGUCGUAGCCAGCCAACCACAGGACAUUGACAUUUCACCUGGCAUUUCAUCCGGCAUUUCACCUGGCAUUUCACCUGGCAUAUCACCUGGCAUGUCACCCAGUAUUUCAGUUUCAUCAUCCCUAAAGGAAAUCUACAAAAAAUCAAGGCCUGCACCAAUAGUUGAGAAGAUUGAGAAUAGCACAGAAAAUUUACAUCGAAUCUUUGCAAGACAUCUGCCCGCCAACAAGUACAUUGCUUUGAAACAAAUGCCAGAUUGCCUGCGCAGAGUUCAGGCUCCUAACAAACACAACAGAAAACUGAUCAAGAUUGAUGUCGAUGGCGAAACGACGCUGUCGACAGUUGUUGAGGAAAAUCAAGCUCCUGCAAAUUCAGACGCGAGUACAGGCACAAGGUCGUAUGUUGUACCUUUGUUGAGGAACGGUCACAACGGUAAUAAUAACGCAAGAUCAGGGAUACUAACUCCUCCGGGAGAAAUUAGAAAAGACCGUAAAAAAGCAAAGGAUCGGCACAUCACCUUUGCCAUUGAUGAGAAAACUUUAUUUUCGGAACAAAAUCAGUCAGAUGGUCAUAACCAAUUUUUUGCAAAAAAUGAAUUCGAACAAAGAAAUGCUGAAAUGAAAGUGGCUCCUAAUAGAAAUGGUGAGAAACAUGAAAUUUUGAAUAUGCGAGCAGGGUCUGUCCAGGAAUCGGGUUGCGACUUCCCUCCUCGUAAGAUCAGAUCAAAUGGUCAACUAUCGGAGGAUAACCUGAGGAUUGCCAACGGAUCGACUGAUGAAGUUGAAGAAUUUGGGGACAGGCGUUCACAUUGGAAUGAGAGUAUCUCGGAUGAAACACAAUCAAGAGCAUGGUAUGAUAGUUCAGAUGAGGAGUUGGAGAGAAAAUGUCAGGAAAAACAUGAGAGCUACCUGUAGGACGACAUCAAUAUUUUUAUGUUUCAUUUAUUUGAACAAAAGAAAUUAUAAUUACAAAACAGAAAGUGUUUUUUUCCAGGGCAGUGUAACACUUACAAGUCUAUAGGAUAGGAUUGUAUAACAAAAUAAUAAUUAUAUUUCAUGAAAGUUUGCAUGGCAAGUAUCAAUAACAGAAUCAUAGAAGUUUCAAUACACCAUGUGUGAAAAUAGGACUAGUCAUCAUUAUCAUGCUCCUGAUGAUAGUUAGAGCAAUCUCACCAAAACGUUGAGACAACCAACAAGUGGAGUUGAAUAGCUUAGUGGUUAAGAUGCUUGCCUUCUGAUCCCAAGGUCCUGGGUUCAACUCCUGUCACAGCAGACUUUUUCUCACGACUAAAAUCAACUCCUCUCCCUAUGCUUCAUAAAAAGACUUAGUUUAUAAAGCAUCAUUCUCAUCCUGUAAGUGGUGAGUGUACUUGCCUUUGGAUGUGAGGGAAAUAAAAAAAAAUUAAACAUAUUUUUACACAUGGUGUACCGAAAGUUUUUAUGAUUUUGUUAUAGAAAUAAUAAUUCAAAUUUAUAUAUGCUAGACAGUGAGAUUAUAGAUAUUGGACAAUUGAAAA
Anneissia japonica is the source of this 4349-nucleotide messenger RNA. RefSeq lists its product as uncharacterized. Gene Ontology annotation, molecular function: ubiquitin protein ligase binding. The record is from RefSeq and is a predicted model, not a curated record. The transcript is spliced from 16 exons. The coding region runs from base 235 to 3747 and encodes 1170 amino acids. NCBI's taxonomy places the organism in Eukaryota, Metazoa, Echinodermata, Crinoidea, Comatulida, Comatulidae.